AUGGAAGAGCCGCAGACCUUCGACGAAGUGAACUCACCCCCAGUCCGGGAAUCCUCGCCUUCACCCUCCGUUCCAGCAACGCCGGCCAUCUCCUCAUACUCCUCUCCAGAGCGUACGUUCUCCUCCGUCUCCUCCCACUCCGCCUCCUCUGCGACCUCGGCUGAUGCCCGAUCGACUGUCUCAACAUCAUCCCGCCGCCAUGGAUACAUUCGUGCGUUUGGAGCCGAGUUCUCCGAAUCGGCUCGUCACCGGGACAGUGUGAUGAGUCUGGGGAGUAUUGCCCAUCUACAAUAUUACUUUGCCCGGACAGGUCUGCUAGAUGGAAAGACCGGUCGAGGCAAGGAAUUCGACAAGAAGAAUGCGAAGAAUGUGCCCCGGGUGCUGAUCACCCCAAACGAACGGCACAUGGACGAUCUGACGGCCAGCCCGACAGAGAUGGCCGAGUCGCCGGGCUUUGAUCCCAGCAUGGAAGACGAGGACGGCGAGGUGAUGCUACCCCCCACAGUCAGCACGUACAGCAUCAAGACGCACCAUAUACCGCCUCCGCCAGAUCUCCUGUCCCUGCGUCGGGAUUUACAAAAAGCGUUGGAUAAAGCAGAUGCCAAUAUGGAGGCCAUUGAGAACGGGGCGGAGCCUCAAUCCAGAGAUUCAUUACGGUCCAGUCUUUCCCCGAGCGAUAUCCCCGAACCCCUGGAAGACGAUGCAUCGAACCAGGUUCCAACCCCACAAACGAAAGAGGAAGCGCAAGGAAUGUGCAUCCUGGAUGAUGUGACCAACGCUAUCCGCGCCGCAAAGAUUUACUAUACGACACAUGAGCACCCCGAACGUCUGGCCUCAAUCAAAACAGAGCGCGAAAUCCGGAAGGAACUGUUCCAUGUGCUCGAUGUACUCAAACGCUGGGCCGCACGGCAUUUCGCUAGCGGGCUCCGUGAUGAGGAACGCGAUGUAAUCAAAGGAUGGAUCUCCGGUGUGCGCACCAUGCUCGUCCGCGAGAGGGCUCUCGAAGAUCUGGAAGCGCAAGAGCGGGAGAAUUGGGAUUGGGCCCGUGGCGACUGGGCCGGACGAGAGAGGUCCCGCGAGGAAUCCUUUCUUCGCAGCUUGAUGCCUGGUGGGCACACCUUGCCGGAAUGGACCCCGGUCGCCGAAGCCGAAGGCACCGAACCGGCCCCAACUGCAUUCCUCGAAUGCUUCCGUGACGGGCGGAUCCUGGUGCAGUUGCACAAUAUCGCCGUCAAAAAAUCAAAGCGUCCCUUUGGUGAAAUUAAAGCCUUCCACCAGGACAUCGCCAAGCCCUAUCGGCAAGCGGAGAAUCUGCGCUUUUGGGUGAAAGCGGCCGAGUUGCGGUGGGAAUUGCGGCUGGUGGUGGAUGUGAUGGGAGUGGUUCAGAGCAGCACCGUCACUGCCUGGAAGCAAUUUGAUGCGGCGCUGCUCGCCUGGUGCAAGACGGUUCGCGAGGAGCUGGUGCGAGAUUGGAUAGCGGCCAACCCGGGACGGCCGCCCAGUGCUGGUCUGAUUUGA
This is a messenger RNA of Penicillium argentinense, 1518 nucleotides long. RefSeq lists its product as uncharacterized. Lineage: Eukaryota; Fungi; Ascomycota; Eurotiomycetes; Eurotiales; Aspergillaceae. The transcript has a single exon. The coding region runs from base 1 to 1518 and encodes 505 amino acids. The record is from RefSeq and is a predicted model, not a curated record.